AUGGCGCUCCACGUCGAGCACUACAACUCGCUGGUCGCGACGGCGGGCGCAGUCGGCGGCAACAAGGCUGGCGUCGCCCGCGUUAAGAGCUUCCCGCCGCCUAGCGUCAUGACGGCGGUCGCCAAGGCUGUCGGCUUCUCCGAGACGGCGUUCGUUGUCCUGACCUCGGAGCCGAACGUCGUCGCCGUGCGGUUCUUCACGCCCGAGGGCGAGGUCGACCUCUGCGGCCACGCGACGAUCGCUGUCUUCUCGGCCAUGCCCCGCAAUGCGAGCUACGUCAUGCAGACAACGACGCAAGGGUCGCUGCGCGUUGUCGUCGACGCCAACGGGCGCGUGUGCAUGGAGCAGUCCAAGCCGACGUUCCGGCCGCUCACCGCGCCGGCCGACGUCGACGCCAUCCUUGCCGCGCUCAACCUGCCGCGUGCGCAUCUCGGCGACGUUCCGAUCACGAUCGUGUCGACGGGGCUGCCCGACAUCUUCGUGCACGUCGCCUCCUCGCAUGUGCUGCACGACGUGAUGCGCCCGGACAUGGCGGCGAUUGCAGCGCUCUCGACGCAGCACAACACGAUCGGCAUGCACGUGUUCACGCUGUCGCCGGACGAAGACGACGUGACGGCCGAGUGCCGCAACUUCGCGCCGCGCUUUGGCAUCGACGAAGAGGCCGCGACGGGCACCUCGUCCGGUGCCCUCGGCGCGCUGCUGCUGCACCACGGUCGCGCCACGUCACCGCUGACGUUUUCCCAAGGCCGGCGCAUGGGCUUGCCGUCGCGCAUUGGCUGCAUCAUCACCACCGAGGCCGCGUCGAUCACAGGCGUCGAGAUCUCGGGUAUCGCCGACCCCUGCGGCGGCCAGGAUGUCGACGUGGACGCGUCAUCCUUGUAA
Saprolegnia parasitica CBS 223.65 is the source of this 882-nucleotide messenger RNA. RefSeq lists its product as hypothetical. Bases 1 to 882 code for a protein of 293 amino acids. Gene Ontology annotation, cellular component: cytoplasm. The record is from RefSeq and is a predicted model, not a curated record. The transcript has a single exon. NCBI's taxonomy places the organism in Eukaryota, Oomycota, Saprolegniomycetes, Saprolegniales, Saprolegniaceae. Gene Ontology annotation, molecular function: isomerase activity. Gene Ontology annotation, biological process: biosynthetic process.